UCUCCCUGUUUCCUUAAUAACCAUGCCCCCCGGACCCCGUUGUACGAAAUAGUACUUGACUUUUUUGUUGUUGCAUGCCAAUCUGACUCGACAUUCGCUGGAAACGGACACAUAUUAUACGUUAUCCACAUCACGAAUAUCAAACCACUUUGUGCGCUGCCAGAUAGACAUCAUGACCGCCUCCAAGAUCACCGUUCCCAUCACGCAAGCCCCUCCGUACAGGGUACACGAGGGCAAGACGGCCAUCAUCACGGGCGGCGCGAGGAGCAUCGGCGCCGCCAUCGCCCAGAACCUCGCCUCCAAGGGCGCCAACGUCGUCCUUGUCUAUCUGACCGAGGCCUCGGACGCGCCCGCCGCCACGCUCGCCGCCGAGCUGUCCAAGGCGCACAACGUCAAGGCGCUCCCGGUGCGGGCCGACUUCAGCACGCCCGAAGGCUGCGCUCGGAUUGUCGCCGCCGUCAAGAGCGAGCUGCCGCCCAACGCCAAGACGGGCAAGCCGCAGGUCGACAUCCUCGUCAACUGCGCCGCCCUCUUCCACGCCAUGCCGCUCGAGGCCGUCAACGUCGAGGACUUCCACAAGGUCUACUCCAUCAAUGUCCUGGGCCCCAUCCUGCUCACCCAGGCCGUCAAGCCGCUGCUGCCCACCGACCGCUCCGGCCGCAUCGUCAACGUGUCGAGCGUCGGCUCCAAGGUCGGUCUCGAGUACCUGACGCUGUACGGCGGCAGCAAGGGCGCGCUCGAGGCCAUGACGCGCACCUGGGCCCGCGAGCUCAAGGAGAACUGCACCGUCAACUCGUGCAACCCCAGCUCCACCAUGACGGACAUGCUCCGCGGCGCCCCGGAUGAGGCCAAGCAGGCCAUCUCGAGCUGGUACCCGCUGACGCCGCUGUGCGGCAUCCGCGACUGGGACUCGGACGAGCAGAAAGAGAUGGCUGAGAAGUACGGCGGCCGCGCCGGUUAUCCCGAGGAGAUCGCGGGCAUCGUCGGCAUGAUCUGCUCGCCCGAGAGCGGGUGGAUGACGGGAUGCCUGAUCAGUGCUAACGGAGGACAAUGGAUGGCCAGUUAGUUGUGUGUUAUUGUUGCAGCGUUAAAAUACAUGAUUCUCAGCUGAACGGUCGUCACCACUUGCGUCGCCUUGUGGCGCGUCAUAGUCCAUACGCAGGGGGAGGG
This is a messenger RNA of Colletotrichum destructivum, 1170 nucleotides long. Its product is annotated as Putative short-chain dehydrogenase/reductase SDR, NAD(P)-binding domain superfamily. The transcript has 2 exons. Gene Ontology annotation, molecular function: oxidoreductase activity, acting on the CH-OH group of donors, NAD or NADP as acceptor. The record is from RefSeq and is a predicted model, not a curated record. Lineage: Eukaryota; Fungi; Ascomycota; Sordariomycetes; Glomerellales; Glomerellaceae. The coding region runs from base 173 to 1066 and encodes 297 amino acids.